AAUUUGGUCCCCUGCUUGCCCAGAUGAAAGCAAAACAUGGUAUUUUGUUCAUUGUUUAGACAUUUUUAAACAAAGAAAUGGCGUGGAAAAGCAAAGGCCCCCAUCUCCCCCCGGCUUCACUACACCUCCUCGUCCCGCCAGUGAGACUCAUGUCUGCCUUCAUGUGGCAGAUAGUGCAGCAGCACAGUGUUCUGCAGUACGACCAACUGCUGGACUUCAUCAGUGUGGCCACAGAGACCGUCCCGGAGCUGCUGAGCCCCGGCCGGAGAGCGAGGCUGCUCCUGGGCCUGAGAGCCAGGCUGGUCCUGGAGCUGUGUCGGAGUGAUGGGGGGGCCCAUCUGCAGACCAUCCAGAGCCACCUGGAUCAGAUCCAGGCCUGCAGCGCUGAGCUGAGCUCCAGCGAUCAGACGGCCAGUGGAGAUAUACUGAAGACCUCUUUCACUAACUUUGCCGCACUGGUGCAGAACCUUUUAAACGUUCCUUUUGAAAAGGAGUUCUUCUUCCAGGAGGUGUUUCCUGUGAACUACGGCUCUGACUACGACCACAGGCUGCAGCAGCUGGUGUCUGACUUCCUGUCCCGGCUGGAGCAGCUGUUGCCCGUCCCGGACCUGCAGCAGACAGCAGCAUGGCUCACAGAAACAACAUCUGUGUCCAAAGACUUUGGACAGCAUCUGUCCAACCCGUUGGCCCUGAACACUCUGCUGCUCCAUCACAGACAGAUGGGGACUCUGGGCUCUGCUCCUUCCAGCAGUGAGGAGGAUAUCCUUCUGUCCUCUCUGGCCCUCCCUGCUCACACUGCUGUGGAGGAGAGGCUGUCUGAGGCUUACAGUGAGGAAGAGGACUAUGACCAUGAGGAAGAGACCCUGACACUGGAAGAUUUAGAAGAAGACUCGGGUCAAAGCUCAGCCGUCACUGCAGGCGAUUGGUUGCCGAAAAGAGAAUCAGGUUCCCUGUCCCGUUUCUUUGCCUGCCCUCAGUGUUCUUUCACCCACUGCUUAAAGAGGAAGGUCCAAGAGCACAUUCAGAGUGGGCACCCCAUUAAAGCCCCCCCCCAGAAAAAACUAUUUGUGAAGAAAGCCAGAGCAAAGUCUCAGCAGAAAAGUGCAGAUGAAAAAACUAAAGUAGAAGUCAACUCUGAGAAAAAGAGGACACUCAAACCAAAAGGAGGAGUUGAUAAAAAGCGGGAACGUAAGCCAAAGAAGAACAACUUAGAAAACAAGGAGCGACGUAAACGGAAAGAGCCCACGGUGGAAGACAAACGCUUCCUGAGCACCAGGCCCGUCAACAAGAAGUUCACCGAGGAGGAAACCAAGUGCCUGAAGUGUGAAAAGGUCUUUGAACUUCCCAAUCAACUGAAGACUCACAUGAAGCUCCACAGCUUUGCGUACUGCUGCAUCCAGUGUGAGAAGGGCUUCAUCAGCCCCUCGGGGUACUACCAGCACCAGAGGCUCCACAGGAAGGGGCGGGUCUUCUCCUGCAGCCAGUGCAACAAGAGCUUCCUGUGCAGCUACUCUCUGAAGCAGCACCAGCGGCUGCAUGAAGGCCCCUCCAACCUGUGCACCGUCUGUGGGAAGGGCUUCAGCAAGACGGGGAUCACCAGACACAUGCAGAUGCACCGAGGGGAGAAGAACUUCCUGUGCACCACAUGUGGGAAGUGCUUCCUGUCCUCCGGGGAGCUAAUGCUGCACACCCGUUCCCACACGGGCGAGAUGCCCUACACCUGCACCCACUGCGGGAAGGGCUUCUCCACCAAGAGCCACCUGAACGUGCACACACGCUCGCACACCGGGGAGCGCCCCUACCUCUGCUCCGAGUGCCCCAAGCGCUUCCUCACUCUGAACUGCCUGAAGAGACACAAGCUCAGCCACACCGGGCUGAAACCCUUCAAGUGUCCCAGCUGUGAGCGAGAGUUCUCCCAGCAGGGGAACCUGAAGAGGCACCUGGGAACCCACAAACCUGACACGUGAUAGCAGAAUGUAGUCAUCACACCUUUGCACAGAAGCUGUGCAAAGUCAAAAUAAACUUUAUCAUAAACAUUUUAUUGUUUAAUCAGUAACAAUUUGAAAGUAAAGUAUAUGUAAUUACUCUGA
Notothenia coriiceps (black rockcod) is the source of this 2090-nucleotide messenger RNA. RefSeq names its product zinc finger protein 773-like. The record is from RefSeq and is a predicted model, not a curated record. The coding region runs from base 78 to 1967 and encodes 629 amino acids. The transcript has 8 exons. NCBI's taxonomy places the organism in Eukaryota, Metazoa, Chordata, Actinopteri, Perciformes, Nototheniidae.